CUUCGUCACCGUAGUGCAUUAGUAUAACCUGUUCGCAAUUUGGUUCUCAACUGGGUCUUUGAAUGGCAAUGCAAACAGAAACUCCUCAGAGUCCUCCCAGUCCCCAAAUGGUUGGAAAUGCUUUUGUCGAGCAGUACUACCAUAUUCUUCACCACUCCCCAGAGUUGGUUCACAGAUUUUAUCAAGAAUCAAGUGUGUUAAGCCGGCCCGAUCCAAAUGGUGUAAUGACGUCGGUGACAACCAUGAAAAAUAUCGACGAUAAGAUCUGUUCCUUGGAUUACAAGAACUACAAGGCAGAAAUAAUGAAUGCGGAUGCUCAGGAUUCUUACAAGGAUGGAGUGAUUGUUUUGGUAACUGGAUGCUUAACUGGGAAGGAUAACCUGAGAAGAAAAUUCGCACAAACCUUUUUCCUUGCUCCACAAGACAAAGGGUACUUUGUCUUGAAUGAUGUUUUUAGGUAUGUCGAGGAAAGUGAACCUUUGGAAAUCAACGCAGAGACCACUAAUGGAAUUGAUGAUACCCCAUCAGCAUCCCUGACCCCAGUUCCAGAGCCCGCCCGUGUGCUCGAUCCUCCAAUGCUGGACCAGGCAACUUUGCAUGUAGAGGUUCUGAAUGUUGAGGAAAAUGCCCACGACCCAUUGGACAAUGAGAGACAUUUAGCUAAUGAAAGGGAAGUGGUGGUCGAUCCUGAACUUCAUAUGGCUUUGGAUCACAUUUCUGCACUUACAGAAUCAGCGGCUUCUACUGCCCAAGAGGAUUCUCCAAAGAAGUCAUAUGCAUCCAUUGUAAGUUCACAAACCAAGAAAAGGGUUUCAGGGCCUACUAAAGUUUACAUACCCUCUAACAACACAAGGGUGGAUCCUUCAAAGAUGGAAAAACAGCCAGUUAGUUUGGCUGCACAAACUCCGGCACCUGAAGCAUCAGCCUCUAGUGCCCCUAGCAGCGUCAAUGCCCAUGAGAGUUGGAGUGCUCAGGAUGAAGCUGAGGGACACUUCAUUUUUAUCCGGAAUUUGCCUCUAAAUGUGAUGGUUACUCAACUCGAGGUGGAGUUCAAGAAAUUUGGACCUAUUAAGCAAGGAGGUGUACAAGUCAGAAGUAACAAGCAACAGGGAUUCUGUUUUGGGUUCGUGGAGUUUCACUAUUUGAGCUCCGUGCACAAGGCAAUUCAGGCGUCACCGAUUACUAUUGGGGGUCGUCAAGCUGAAGUUGAGAUAAAGAGGACUACAACUCGAGUUGACAGUGUGAGGGGUCGUUUUCUUCCUGGACGGGGAGGGUUUCGAAAUGACAGCUUCAGGGACCGUGGAAACUUUGCUGGUGGUCGUGGCUACAUCAGAAAUGACUUUGGAAGCCGUGGUAACUUCUCAGGGCGAGGUAGGGGCCCAGGUGGGCGCAGUGGAGAAGGCUAUCAGCAAGGAAGAGGGAGAGGUGGCCCUUGA
Ilex paraguariensis (yerba mate) is the source of this 1436-nucleotide messenger RNA. Lineage: Eukaryota; Viridiplantae; Streptophyta; Magnoliopsida; Aquifoliales; Aquifoliaceae. The record is from the annotation of a GenBank genome assembly.